Diversispora eburnea is the source of this 339-nucleotide messenger RNA. Lineage: Eukaryota; Fungi; Glomeromycota; Glomeromycetes; Diversisporales; Diversisporaceae. The record is from the annotation of a GenBank genome assembly.
AUGCCACGUUUGUUCGCAAAACCUUCACCAGAACUAAAACUAAAGUAUCAAUCAUCAAGAACUUCAGUUGAUGAAGAAGCUUUAGCUGACUAUGUAUAUUCUAAAGUUAUUUAUCAAGCCGGAGUUGAUUUUGAGAGUAAACCAAUGGUGAUUAUAUGUGCCUGUAAUUUGCCGGAUCCAAAGGAAGUAGAUUAUAAUAGGAUUUUGGAACGAAUUUUACUCAAACUUGAUCUAUUUGUAGAAAGUGAUUAUACAGUUGUACUUUUUGCAGGAGGUGCCAAACAUAAUCCAGGAUGGAGUUGGAUGUUUCGAGCGUAUAAAAGUUUGGGUAGAAAGUGA